This is a messenger RNA of Camellia sinensis, 3283 nucleotides long. Its product is annotated as ATP-dependent Clp protease ATP-binding subunit ClpA homolog CD4B, chloroplastic. Gene Ontology annotation, molecular function: protein binding; ATP hydrolysis activity; ATP binding. Gene Ontology annotation, cellular component: cytoplasm. Gene Ontology annotation, biological process: cellular response to heat. The record is from RefSeq and is a predicted model, not a curated record. NCBI's taxonomy places the organism in Eukaryota, Viridiplantae, Streptophyta, Magnoliopsida, Ericales, Theaceae.
AGAUAGUAUUCGGAACCGCCUAUUAUCGUCCACAUCUACAUCCUCUUCUCCAUCAAAGCCGACCCAUAUAAGGCCUCUCUCACCCAAAGAAAGACCUUAGCUUCUCUCUCUCUCUCUCUCUUCUUGAAUCAAUCAAGCUCUGCUUGAGUUACUCAGACGAGUUGGUGGAAAUCAUGGCUGGAGCUCUGGUUCAGUCGACUAAUUUCCCUUCUUCAGUUGCUGGUGAAAGACACAGCCAGCACAAGGGGUCUGGGAAAACGAAAAGGACAGUAAAAAUGAUGUGUAGUUCACAAGCACCUCCACUUAGGUUGAGAGGUUUUUCAGGACUGCGAGGAUCUAAUGCUCUAGAUAUGGUAAGAUCAGGCCAUGAUUUCCAUUCUAAGGUAGCAGCUUCAACCUCUGUCCGACGAGGAAGGGUUAGUCGAAUGGUCCCAAAGGCUAUGUUUGAACGUUUCACAGAAAAAGCAAUAAAAGUCAUUAUGCUUGCGCAAGAGGAGGCAAGGCGGCUUGGUCACAAUUUUGUUGGGACAGAGCAGAUUUUGUUGGGUCUUAUUGGUGAGGGCACCGGCAUUGCUGCUAAGGUUCUGAAGUCUAUGGGAAUCAAUUUGAAAGAUGCCCGCGUAGAAGUGGAGAAGAUCAUUGGAAGGGGGAGCGGAUUUGUUGCUGUGGAGAUUCCAUUUACUCCUCGUGCAAAGCGUGUUUUGGAGCUCUCUCUAGAGGAAGCCCGCCAGCUUGGUCAUAAUUAUAUUGGGUCCGAGCAUUUGUUGCUGGGAUUGCUUCGUGAGGGUGAAGGUGUGGCAGCCCGUGUUCUUGAAAAUUUAGGUGCUGAUCCAGGUAACAUCCGCACACAGGUCAUCCGAAUGGUUGGAGAAAGUACAGAAGCUGUUGGUGCUGGUGUUGGAGGGGGAUCUAGUGGCAAUAAGAUGCCAACACUGGAGGAGUAUGGCACUAAUUUGACAAAAAUGGCAGAAGAGGGUAAAUUGGAUCCAGUUGUUGGAAGGCAGCCGCAAAUAGAACGCGUGACUCAAAUUUUGGGUCGACGGACGAAAAAUAACCCCUGCCUUAUCGGAGAGCCUGGUGUGGGGAAAACCGCUAUUGCAGAAGGCCUUGCACAACGAAUUGCAAAUGGUGAUGUUCCAGAAACAAUUGAGGGGAAGAAGGUUAUAACCCUGGAUAUGGGUCUUCUUGUUGCUGGCACAAAAUACCGUGGAGAGUUUGAGGAAAGACUAAAAAAGUUGAUGGAGGAAAUUAAACAAAGUGAUGAAAUAAUAUUAUUUAUUGACGAGGUGCACACAUUAAUUGGAGCUGGAGCAGCAGAGGGGGCAAUUGAUGCUGCGAACAUCUUGAAACCAGCUCUUGCAAGAGGUGAAUUGCAGUGUAUUGGAGCCACCACACUUGAUGAAUACAGAAAGCACAUUGAGAAAGACCCGGCCUUGGAGAGACGAUUCCAGCCUGUUAAGGUGCCUGAACCUACUGUUGAUGAAACUAUUCAGAUUUUGAAAGGGCUUCGAGAACGAUAUGAGAUUCACCACAAGCUCCGUUACACAGAUGAGGCAUUAGUUUCUGCAGCACAACUGUCAUACCAGUACAUUAGUGACCGCUUCCUACCUGAUAAAGCAAUUGACUUGGUUGAUGAGGCUGGUUCUCGGGUUCGACUUCGUCAUGCACAGCUCCCAGAGGAGGCCAGAGAGCUUGACAAAGAGCUGAGGCAGAUUACAAAAGAGAAAAAUGAAGCUGUUCGCAGCCAGGACUUUGAAAAGGCUGGGGAGUUGCGUGAUAGAGAAAUGGACCUUAGGGCUCAGAUUACGGCUCUUGUAGACAAGGGCAAAGAGAUGAGCAAAGCAGAGACUGAAGCAGGGGAUGGAGGUCCUGUUGUGACAGAAGUGGACAUCCAGCACAUUGUCUCAUCAUGGACUGGCAUUCCGGUUGAGAAAGUGUCAACUGAUGAAUCUGAUCGCCUCCUCAAGAUGGAAGAGACGCUCCACAAGCGAGUCGUUGGUCAGGAUGAAGCUGUCAAAGCCAUCAGCCGUGCUAUUCGCCGUGCCCGUGUUGGACUCAAGAACCCGAAUCGUCCUAUUGCUAGUUUCAUCUUCUCUGGUCCAACUGGUGUUGGUAAGUCAGAAUUGGCAAAAGCAUUAGCUGCCUACUACUUUGGCUCUGAAGAAGCCAUGAUCCGCCUCGAUAUGAGUGAGUUCAUGGAGAGACACACGGUGUCCAAGCUCAUUGGUUCUCCUCCCGGGUACGUUGGUUACACAGAAGGUGGUCAGCUAACUGAGGCUGUUCGGCGCCGUCCCUACACUGUUGUACUAUUCGAUGAGAUUGAGAAGGCUCACCCUGAUGUCUUCAACAUGAUGCUUCAGAUUCUUGAGGAUGGAAGGUUGACAGAUAGCAAAGGCAGAACUGUGGAUUUCAAGAAUACCCUUUUGAUUAUGACUUCAAAUGUUGGUAGUAGUGUGAUUGAAAAGGGUGGUCGACGGAUAGGUUUUGAUCUGGAUUAUGAUGAGAAGGAUAGCAGUUACAACCGAAUCAAGAGCUUGGUGACCGAGGAACUCAAACAAUAUUUCAGGCCAGAGUUCUUGAAUAGGUUGGAUGAGAUGAUUGUAUUCCGGCAGCUCACCAAACUGGAGGUGAAGGAGAUAGCUGAUAUAAUGCUUAAAGAAGUAUUUGACAGGCUCAAGACUAAGGAUAUAGAGCUUCAAGUCACAGAGAGAUUUAGAGAUAGGGUGGUUGACGAAGGAUACAACCCAAGCUAUGGUGCUAGGCCACUUAGAAGGGCCAUAAUGAGACUCUUGGAGGACAGCAUGGCUGAGAAGAUGCUGGCAAGAGAGAUCAAAGAGGGCGAUUCUGUGAUUGUUGAUGUUGAUUCUGAUGGUAAUGUUACCGUUCUCAAUGGUAGCAGCGGUGCACCUCCUGAAUCAUUACCAGAGCCAAUCACUGUGUAACAUCAAAGGCUUUACUCUCUGUGUUGUUUGUAGUGCUGCUCUGCUUUCGAGCUGACUAUUAUUGAAAGUCUGUUUCAUUGAAGGACUGAUUUGCUGGUGGGUUGAAGCCAUUCUAUGAAACUGUGGUAGGUUUUUAAAGUUGUAUCUACAUAUUACAUUAACAUUAUGAAAAUGCACUCAUAGUUAAGUGAAACAGUAGGAUGCUUUUACAGUUAGAUUUGCAGAGAUGUCUUAUUAAUGAAAGGACUUGUUAAAUCAACCUAAAAGGGUUCAGUUGGUUUUACUUUUUAUCUGAUUUGUGAAGGAUUACAAUUUUAAUAUUGUUAUUUAUUUUUAUUUUA